AUGGCUGAACAGUCAGCUCCGAUAUCCUAUUCCCUCGACAAAAACCUUUUCCUUUAUACUUCUUUGACAUCCGGGUCGUCCCAUAUUGUCACCGCGACCUCGCGUUUGGAAACCAUCUUGAAGGCCAACCGCAUCCCAUUUCUCGCUAUCGAUGUCGCCACGGAUGACAGGGCUCGUAACAUAUGGGGUCGUAGAGCUGGGAAGGAUGCGUCGGGUCGGGUGAGGAAGCUACCAGGACUUGUUCAAGAAGGAACGGUUUUAGGGGACCUUGUCGAGAUUGAGGAAUGGAACGAAUAUGGAGAGAUGAAGAUGCAUGUUAAGAUCCACGGAACCUCGAAUCUUGUACCGUUACGUCCAAAGGCAGGUCAACCAUCUGGCAAAACCUCGAAGGCCCCGAUUGCUCAAGAGAACAAGAAGCCAGAGUCCGCCUCUGCCACAGCUGCAUCAAAAACCUCAGACCAGCCAAAAUCAUCACAAAGCGAUGUACCAUCAGCGAUUUCGUCAGUGUUGCAGCAAGUCGGUCAAGAAGCUGCACAAAAAGCAAAACAAGGGAUGAAGAAGGUGACGGAGACUCUGGGUGGAGUUGGUCAAGCAGAACCGAUCAAGAAGGAAGCAGAACCGGCUAAGAAAGAGGCAGAGAAGGCCGCGGCGCCUGCUCCUAUUUCUGUCAGUGAUCUGCCAGUAGAUAAACUGUCAAUCAAUGACCCAACCUCCCUUCAAAGUCCUGGCUCAACAGCUUGGCGGAAAGCACCAGAUGCCAUGCCAGAUAUUGGUCCACCUGCUUCCCCGCCGUCAGCUGUCCACAAAUUCUCAUUGCAAUCUCCAAAUAGCACUGCAUGGAAGCCGACCGAGUUCAAUCCACCAAUCUUGGAGCACCGGGGCUCUUCAAUAUCUGUAGCUUCCGCCGAGGAGAUCAAACAAGUCGAAGAAGCAUGCGCUAUACCUGAAGAAGACGAGGAUGAGGAGGAAACGUCAGACGAAGAUGACAAUGCCGAUACCGAGAAGACUUCUGAACCAGAUGUUGUAAGCAGCACGAAACUUGGUUCUAAGGAGGAGCAUACUGAAGAGGAAGAGUCUGAUGAUUCAGACGAAUCCGACGACGCAGAAGACAAGAAGUCUUGA
Messenger RNA from Glarea lozoyensis ATCC 20868, 1122 nucleotides. Its product is annotated as Thioredoxin-like protein. Gene Ontology annotation, cellular component: cytoplasm. The transcript has 2 exons. The coding region runs from base 1 to 1122 and encodes 373 amino acids. The record is from RefSeq and is a predicted model, not a curated record. Lineage: Eukaryota; Fungi; Ascomycota; Leotiomycetes; Helotiales; Helotiaceae.